AUGUCUACUAAGGAAAGUCAUCGCCCAUUGAGAUUACUAUCUCUAGAUGGCGGGGGAGUUAGGGGACUUUCUUCGCUUAUAAUACUUGAACGCUUGAUGUGGAGGGCCGAUCCCAAUGCUAGAGUUUCUGAUUAUUUUGAUAUGAUUGGCGGUACAAGCACAGGAGGCAUCAUCGCUAUUAUGCUUGGGUGUUUGAAUAUGAAAGUCUCUGACUGUAUUGAUGCAUACGGAGAACUUUCCCGAAUGAUCUUCAAACUCUCCUGGAUAAAGGGUAAUCCCGCCGCUAGAGGUCUUCGUGCAGCCGUUGGUGCUGCGCAAUUUGAUUCGGAAACCUUGAAGAAAGCAAUUUUUCAGAUCCUGGAAAAGUAUCUUCCUAAGGAAAGGAGGGGAAACAGAUCAGUUAAAGAUGUUCCAUUUCUUUGCGACACAGAUAAGUGUAAAGUGUUUGUGGUGGCAGCCCAAUACGCCGACGGAGCUCCCACUCUUAUCCGGAACUAUACCAGCUCCGAUUCUCCAGAAAAUAUGGAUUUCAAGAUCUUCGAAGCAGCUAUUGCUACUUCUGCAGCCCCGACCUAUUUCUCCCAUUUCUCUAAGCAAAGGGAGGGCAAUACUGAUACGGCCGACUUUGUGGAUGGGGGCAUUGGGUCUAAUAAUCCCAUUCUACAUCUUGAUAUCGAAAGGAAAAAGUUUUUUGGAGAUCGCAAGAUUGGUUAUGUCAUCAGUGUGGGGACAGGUAUUGCCACCACAGCUACAGAGGUCUCGACAAAUCCAAUCUCACUGGCGAAAAAGAUUUUAAGCAUCCUGACGGAUUGUAAAUCGGCUCACACACUUUUCAACCAGCUCAAUCGAGACUAUAAAUAUUUUCGUUUUGCUGCAGAUGGGUUGGAUGGUAUUGCACUUGACGAGUGGUCGGAGUUGCAAAAGAUUAGACAAAUCACCUCAAGUUAUCUCGCGGCUAGUGAAUGGCUUAUCGGCGAUUGUAUAAAGCUUAUGAAGAAAUUAAACGAUCCAAACCAACUAGGUGAAGUAGAACCUCUGAACCCUGAGCAAAAAGAUUGUAUGGAGGAAUAG
Molecule: messenger RNA, 1071 nt
Organism: Morchella sextelata
Lineage: Eukaryota; Fungi; Ascomycota; Pezizomycetes; Pezizales; Morchellaceae
Exons: 8
Coding region: 1-1071 (356 amino acids)
Biological process (GO): arachidonate metabolic process
Cellular component (GO): membrane
Source: RefSeq, a predicted model, not a curated record